GCAAAAAAGCGAGAGGCCCGAGGCCAGCACGCUUGUAUUUCCCUGUCCCUCUCUCUCUCCUUCUCUUCUUCUUAUUAUUAUUUUUACCUUGCCUCCUCCCAUCUCUCGGUCUUCUCUUCCUCCCCUGGUCUCUUUCUUGUCGGGCGAAUAACCCCUCCACGGCCGAGACCCUCGCCGCUAGGCUCCCCAUCCAGGGUUCCUGCCUCCCGAAUUCCCGGACACGCCCGCCGGAAACCGGGACCUUGGACCCCGAGCCCGACGGAGCUGGUUUCCCCACCCUCCCUCCGACCUGCUCCUCUCUCCUCUUCGGCCGCCGCUCUCGCCGGCCGAGGAGUUGCCGCUCGAAUCGAUCCGCUCUUCUCGGUGUCCGAGCCUUCGCCGGCCAUGCGGCGGUCAUCGGUGGUGGCCGGAGGGUGAGUGACCGCGGCGGAGCCGCCGGAGGACGGACGAUGAAGGGGACCGUGAGCGCCGCCCCAGCGGCGAAUCCUUGCGACGUGGUGGGUGGCGCAGGGGAGAGGAAGACGAUAAACCCGGAGCUAUGGUACGCGUGCGCGGGGCCGCUGGUGACGCUGCCGCCGGUGGGGAGCCUCGUCGUCUACUUCGCCCAGGGCCACAGCGAGCAGGUUGCGGCUUCUAUGCAGAAGGAUAUUGAUGCUCACAUUCCGAACUAUCCAAAUCUUCCAUCAAAAUUGAUAUGCCUUCUUCACAAUGUUACUCUGCAUGCGGAUCCAGAGACAGAUGAAGUAUAUGCUCAAAUGACACUCCAGCCGGUCAGCACAUAUGACAAGGACGCAUUACAGGCCUCAGAACUUGCACUAAAACAGACUAGAAUGCAGACAGAAUUCUUCUGUAAAACAUUGACUGCAAGUGAUACAAGCACUCAUGGAGGUUUUUCUGUGCCCCGUCGUGCAGCAGAAAAGAUCUUUCCUCCUCUUGACUUUUCAAUGCAACCACCUGCCCAGGAACUGCAGGCACGGGACUUGCAUGAUAAUGUAUGGACCUUCCGCCAUAUCUAUCGAGGUCAGCCUAAAAGACACUUACUGACAACUGGUUGGAGCUUAUUUGUGAGUGGAAAGAGGCUUUUUGCUGGCGACUCUGUUUUGUUUAUUAGGGAUGAAAAACAGCAGCUUCUCUUGGGCAUUAGACGUGCUAACAGGCAACCUACUAACAUUUCAUCAUCGGUCCUGUCAAGCGAUAGCAUGCAUAUUGGGAUUCUUGCUGCUGCAGCUCACGCCGCUGCAAACAACAGCCCCUUUACUGUAUUUUACAACCCAAGGGCUAGUCCUUCAGAAUUUGUUGUUCCUUUUGCCAAGUACCAGAAAGCAGUGUAUAAUAACCAAAUAUCCCUAGGCAUGCGCUUUCGAAUGUUGUUUGAAACCGAAGAAUCAGGAACAAGAAGGUAUAUGGGUACAAUCACUGGUAUUAGUGAUUUAGAUCCUGUGAGGUGGAAGAACUCACAGUGGUGCAAUUUACAGGUAGGGUGGGACGAAUCUGCAGCUGGUGAGAGGCGCAAUAGGGUCUCCAUCUGGGAGAUUGAACCUGUGUUAGCUCCUUUCUUCAUCUGCCCGCCACCAUUUUUCAGACCAAAACGUCCUAGGCAACCAGGAAUCCCAGAUGAUGAAUCAUCAGAUAUGGAAAAUCUUUUUAAGAGGGCAAUGCCGUGGCUUAGCGAGGAGAUCUGCAGAAAGGACUCUCAAACUCAGAACACUGUAAUGCCUGGACUGAGCUUAGUUCAGUGGAUGAGCAUGCAGCAGAAUGCGCCACCUGCUAAUUCAAAUAUGCAGACUGAUUACCUGCGGUCCUUAACUGCACCUGCUAUACAAAACGCUGGAGCAACUGAUCUCUCAAGGCAGUUGGGUAUGCAGGCCCCGUUUUUGCAGCAGAAUAACAUUCAAUUCAAUGCUGCUAGGCUGCCUCAGCAAAACCAACAACUUGAUCAAUUUUCAAAGGUGUCUGUCCCACUAAACCAAUUAGGCGUUGUUACUAGACCUCAACAACAAAUGCAAGAUGUUGGUACGCAGCAAAGGCAACAACUAGUUAACCAAUCGUUACCCUUGAACCAAACCCAGUCCAAUAUCAUACAACCUCAAGUACUGGUCCAGGCUCAAGUCCAGCAGCAACAGCCUGUGAUCCAGAGCCAUCAGCCAUUGCAAACAAGUAUGCAACAAAACCAGCCACAACAUCAGCAGUUAUUCCUGCAGCAGCAGCAGCAGCAUCAACAACAACAUCAACAACAACAUCAGCAACAGCUACAGCAGCAGCACCAGUUUCAGCAGCAGCAAAAUAGGAUGCCUGUUCAGCUUCCCAACCAUAUAAAUCAACAACUACAGUUAACAGACCAUCAGAUUCAGUUGCAGCUGUUACAGAAGCCCCAGCAGCAGCAGCAGACAUUAUCACAGCCCACAGCGCAACAUCCUGAACUGCCACAAAUCCAAGAGCAGCAGAAACCACAUUCAGAAGGACCACAUCAAUUAGCUAACUCACAUUCACUCACGCAGCAAAACAUGCUCUCUCAACAAUGCGCAAAAACUACUUCACAAGCUGUGCGGCUGUCACAACCCUUGCCUCAACAGUCCCAGCAAAAGUUUCAUCAGCAGCAAGUUGUACUUUCUGAGUUGAAUGGUGCAGUGCUUCCUCCAACACCAAAGACCAAUCUCCUCCCAACAACUGGCAGCUCUUUGUUGGCAGCUGGAGGAGCACAGUCAGGGCUUACAGAAGACGUCCCAUCUUGCUCCACUUCACCUUCCACGAAUAAUGGUGUUGUUUUUCCUCAGUUGAUCUUAAAUAGGAGCCACCACCCCAGCACAAUGACAACGGAUAAGACAUCUCAGUCAGCUGUGACAAUUUUGAGUCAUAACUCCUUUGAAGCUGCAGCAGCAACCCCCAAUAUAGCCACAGAGUUGCCCAAACCUAUAAACAAUGUGAAGGCCUCAACUCCAAUUUCCAAGGUGCAAACUCAGGGAGUCAUUGCCCCUCAAACAUUUAUAAGCAAUGCAGCACAGAUGGAUUAUUUGGACACAACCUCUUCAGGAACUUCAGUAUGCAUUUCUCAGACUGAUGGGCCUUUACAACAAAGCUUCCCACUUUCUUCUCUCAAUCAGCCAUCCAUGUUCGGAGAUGCGCCUCCAGACAGUGAGGUCCAGGGCACAGAUCCAAGAAAUAAUGUCCUUUUUGGAGUUAACAUAGAUGGCCCAUUAGGCAUACCUCUAACUACUGAUGCCUUGCUGGCAAACAGCAUUAAUUCAGGAAAGUACCAGAAUCUUAUCUCAGGAAAUGUGAUUACUAAUCCCAGCACCUCAAAAGAUACUCAACAGGAGUUGUCAUCAUCUAUGGUCUCGCAGUCAUUUGGGGUUCCAAACGUGGCAUUCAAUUCUAUUGAUUCCACGGUCAAUGAGGGCAGCUUCUUGAACAGAAGUUCUUGGGCACCCGCACCACCACUUCAGCGAAUGAGGACUUACACCAAGGUCCACAAGCGUGGUGCUGUAGGCAGAUCAAUAGAUAUUGCCCGUUAUUCAGGCUAUGAUGAGCUGAAACAUGAUCUUGCUCGAAUGUUCAGUAUAGAGGGGCAGCUUGAGGAUCGGCAAAGAAUUGGGUGGAAGCUAGUUUAUGUCGAUCAUGAGAGCGAUGUUUUACUUGUGGGAGAUGAUCCAUGGGAGGAGUUUGUGAAUUGUGUGCGGUACAUCAGGAUUUUGUCCCCGCAAGAAGUCCAACAGAUGAGCUUGGAUGGUGAUCUGGGGAACAACAUCCUUCCGAAUCAAGCCUGCAGCAGUUCAGAUGGUGGAAAUGCAUGGAGGGGUCAGUGUGACCGAAACUCCGGCAACCCUUCAGCUGGAUCGUACGACCAUCUGGAAUGAUCCAGAUUGUGUCUGAUGGUCAUGCAAUACAUUAAACUUAGGCUCGUAGCGGCCGGGGAGACGCCUUUUUGCCUCCCAGCCAUGUUUGUGACCAUCGUUGAUUCGGAAAGACAAUGCGAGGUUCAGGGUCUUGACCUCCAGAACGCCCUGCCGAUAUUGCGAGCGGUCUCGAGGGCAAGAGCAACUGCGGAAGGAUGCAUGAGCAAGAGUGAUUCUGAUGACGAGCAAUCCUAAUUGUCCAUUUACUUGUAAGUAGUGGGCUGGUUUCAGAAGUGCAAUCUUUUUGUUUAGUUGAUUUCUGUUUGACCUUUCUGGAUGCAAAAGCUUCAAGAUUUUUCUUAUGUGUAUAUAUGUAGUUUCUCACUAAACAAGAUGUGCUGAUUUGGUGAUUUUGGGUAUCGAAAAUUAAGUGGGAACAUAUAGAUAUCUAUGUUUAUUGUUUAUGCAAACCAUUGGCUA
Phoenix dactylifera (date palm) is the source of this 4313-nucleotide messenger RNA. RefSeq names its product auxin response factor 19-like. The record is from RefSeq and is a predicted model, not a curated record. NCBI's taxonomy places the organism in Eukaryota, Viridiplantae, Streptophyta, Magnoliopsida, Arecales, Arecaceae. Gene Ontology annotation, biological process: response to hormone; regulation of DNA-templated transcription. Gene Ontology annotation, cellular component: nucleus. Gene Ontology annotation, molecular function: DNA binding.